Molecule: messenger RNA, 315 nt
Organism: Spodoptera littoralis (African cotton leafworm)
Lineage: Eukaryota; Metazoa; Arthropoda; Insecta; Lepidoptera; Noctuidae
Source: the annotation of a GenBank genome assembly
AUGGCACGCUCUGUUGCUUUACUGCUGGUGUUCGCGUUGAUCGUAUCUACAUUGGCAGCACCAUCUAAACCGAAGGAAGAAGAAAAUGAAGAGGAAUAUGACGAUGAAGAAUACGAAGAUGGAGUAAAAGCUGAUGAUGGGAGUAUUGGAAUUUUAGGUAUAAGCGGUGGUACGUUUGAUGCAGGCAGUUUCAGUAUUGGCCAUGGGGGAGACAGUCAAGGGGACGGUGAUGGUGGACACGCUGGCAACCAUGGCAGUACCUCCUAUGGUGGAUCUGGAGGUGAUAAGGGCCAUAAUAAUUAUGGAAAGAAGUAG